AUAAAAAGAUCAUUCUGGUUGUGAUGCAUCACACACGAGAUGUCGACUACUCAACCGGUGGGAGAAGUUGGUCUGAGACCAGGAAUGUUGUCCUGGAUGUUGAUGUCCUCUUCCACGAGACUGUACCAGGACUACUGAUCUGUGAUGAAAACAGGAAGGCCGUCCGCCAAAUACAGGAUGCUUUAGUUAAGGCAGAUGAUGAACUGCUCAGCCAAGAGACGAAUGAGCUACAACAGGAAAGUGCCUCUGCCGGCUCCGUGGCCCCUGCCCAGGAUUUCCCCGGCUCCGCGGCCCCUGCCCAGGACUCCGCCGGCUCCGUGGCCCCUGCCCAGGACUCUGCCAGCUCUGCGGCCCCUGCCCAGGACUCUGCCAGCUCUGCGGCCCCUGCCCAGGACUCUGACGGCUCUGCGGCCCCUGCCCAGGACUCUGCCGGCGCAGCGGCCCCUGACGAGGAUUAUGUACUUGUAAAUUAUGAAAAUUAGGCGAUGAAGUCACGUGGAGACUUUAGGGCAGGCUGGUUUCCUUACUGAGGACUUGGGAACACUGUUACCAGGGAAACAUAUUAGUCUACCCAAUGCCAAAGAAUCUAUUCCACCUGAUCAAUAAGAGAAUAUUCAUACCAUUGAGAGUUGACUCCAUGGUUUUUCUGGUUAUCUACAACAAUUCACUCCACGGAUGCACAGAGUUAGUUUAUAUUCCAAGUUCACCAACUGUCUCUGGCAUAAACGAUACAAUGUCAUUUCAGACUGCUCAAAACAGGAGAGGGUAAGGUCAGCUUAAUUGCCAAUGUCACUAUGUUGAGCAAAACCAUAUUAUUUUUUUACAUGUUCAAAGUUCGCCCUAUGUGACAUAGGGCGAAGUCCGAACAUGUAAAAAAAUAAUUUGUACAAGUGUACAAAUAUUAAGUAGCCUAUAUAGUUAAGUAUGUUCAAUUUUAGCUGUAAUCCCUGUAGGUAAUGAAUCAAUAUGGAUCUAGUUUUUAUUUGUUAUUUAUGUAUUAAAAUAAAUAAAUUGGUAUGGUCAUAUGGCAUUUUGAAUAGAAAAAUGGUUUACAAUAAGGCUAUGAUGGGUAAAUACAUUUAGUCAGACUAUGAUGGGAAUCGAAUUGGUUCAAAAAGUAUUGUUAUACUGGGUGAAAUGGUCCUUCCAUCCUGAGAGUAGCCAGUGAAUAAUGUGUUCAGUAAAAAAGGAAAGAAAAAAAUCUGACCUCUCUGACA
This is a messenger RNA of Cololabis saira (Pacific saury), 1217 nucleotides long. Its product is annotated as small ribosomal subunit protein bS16-like. Bases 24 to 482 code for a protein of 152 amino acids. Lineage: Eukaryota; Metazoa; Chordata; Actinopteri; Beloniformes; Belonidae. The transcript is spliced from 2 exons. The record is from RefSeq and is a predicted model, not a curated record.